Messenger RNA from Pelodiscus sinensis (Chinese soft-shelled turtle), 2549 nucleotides. RefSeq names its product purinergic receptor P2Y13 (gene P2RY13). Gene Ontology annotation, molecular function: G protein-coupled purinergic nucleotide receptor activity. Gene Ontology annotation, biological process: negative regulation of adenylate cyclase activity; G protein-coupled receptor signaling pathway. The record is from RefSeq and is a predicted model, not a curated record. Lineage: Eukaryota; Metazoa; Chordata; Testudines; Trionychidae. Gene Ontology annotation, cellular component: membrane.
UGCCUAAGACAGAAAAGCCAGCUAUUAAGAAAAUUACAGAGGGUUAAAGAGCUUGAGGGUAUCCCACAGGAAGAAAUUCCCAACUGCUUCAUCCUGGGUCUCAAAAGUGUUUUUGAAUUUGCAUGGUGACAGCAAUACCAAUCCAAAGCCAAGGAAUCUGUGGCCUUGGGGAGAUUUUAAACAGAAGCCGUUAUUGGACGAUUAUUUUUUAAAUCUCUUGCCGGCCCCCGCCUUCUACACUUUAGUAGACACAAAAUGGGUUAACUUAGUGCAUGAAAAUGAGGAAGGAACAUUGAAAAAAAAUACAAUUGUGUUCCGCUUGUAAAGACACUUCACUAUUCUUAAAUGUACAAGUGAAGAUUUCAUUCAGCAUAGAAACCACCACCAAGUAUUCCUUCAACACAAAGGAGAAUUUCUUGUUAUCAUAACUCUUUUUCCAGCUUCUCUUUUAAACAAUGAACUGGAGUAACAUCAACAUCACCAAUGGAACAUCUCUUUCUGGACAAUGCCACAGAGACACCAGAAUUGUACAUAUUGUAUUCCCAAUCCUAUACACUGUUAUUUUCCUCACUGGAGUUAUAUUGAACAGUUUGGCUAUUAAGGCUUUUUUCCACAUUCCAAGUUCUUCGACUUUCAUCGUCUACCUCAAAAACACAUUGGUUUCUGAUUUUAUUAUGACUCUUAUGCUUCCUUUGAAAAUUCUUACUGAUUCAGGACUGGGACCAUGGCAACUUAAAGCUUUUGUUUGUCGCUUUUCAGCUGUGAUAUUUUAUGAAACCAUGUAUGUUAGCAUAGUACUACUUGGACUUACUGCUUUUGACCGAUUUCUCAAGAUUGUGCGACCUUUUGGGAAGUUUUGGGUGCAAAAUAUCACUGCCGCACAAAUUCUUUCAGGUCUCGUUUGGCUUUUCUUCUUCGUCCUUUCCUUGCCAAAUAUGAUUUUAUCAAACAAUGAAGCCACACCUAUGUCUGUGAAGAAAUGUGCUUCUCUGAAGAAUCACUUAGGACUGAAAUGGCAUGCAGCUGUCAAUUAUAUAUGUCAGUUUAUCUUCUGGACUGUGCUAAUUCUAAUGAUUAUAUUUUAUGCAAUUAUUACCAAAAAGGUUUAUAAGUCUUAUAUAAAAACUCAAAAGAAAGAUAGAAAAAACAAGCAGAGAACUAGUGGGAAAGUAUUCAUCAUUGUAGUGGUCUUUUUUAUAUGCUUUGCUCCGUAUCAUUUUUCUAGAGUACCAUACACACUAACUCAAACUAGCAAUAAAAUGGACUGCAAGGUACAGAACCUUUUAUUCAUUGCUAAAGAAAGUACUCUUUGGAUAGCUACUACAAAUAUUUGCAUGGAUCCUUUGAUAUAUAUAAUUUUGUGCAGAUCAUUUGUAGAAAAAGCAUUCUGUGUUAAAAUGAAAAAAUUUAGCAAUACAAUUCGGGAAAAUCAAACAAUCCUUUUGGACACCAGGAUAUCUGUAUAGCUUCUUGAUUUGGUAUAACUUUAUAGCUUUCUGUAAUUUGCACUAAAAUAUUUGCAGAGAAAUUAAAAUUUACUUUGUGUCGAGGUGUUUUGUUCUAGAACUAAACUUAAAGUACUGUUCUUCUCUGAAAUGUGACUUUUUAAAAAUGGCAUAGUCUUUUCACAUUUGUGCAGUUAUAUUGUCAAAAGGUACUCACUUAAACAAAUAAAAUGGUGUUUCUCUAACUGCCAGGCCCAAAAACUCAGCUUGGAGUCCAAGAAAGAAAUUGGGUUCUUUUAACCUGAUGAAUCAUCAUCACUAAAAAAAGUUCUGCCAGCCAAAAUUUCCUCAAGGCACCUGUGCAGUCACAAUGUCUUAACAGUGUAUCUCAAGUGAUAAUUGUGAAACCUCACUGCCUUCAGUGAGAUUGCACAGGUGUUAGGACAUAUAGAAAAGUCAUGUAAAUGAUAAUACAAUUAGAAUAGAUGUUCACAUUCUCACACUGCUAUAACAAAAAACAUAUAUGGUUGUGACAAUUUUCUUCCACUAUUUGAUCUGAGGAAGUGGGUCUGGCCCACGAAAGCUCAUCACCUAAUAAACCAUCUUGUUAGUCUUUAAAGUGCUACAUAGUCCUGUUUUUUGUUUCAGCUACACCAGACUAAAACGGCUACAUUUCUAUCACACUGCUAUGUUAGCUUUAAGUAGCUAACAGGAAUAGAAAGCACUAAGAUUUGUUUGGUUGUGGGGGUUUUUUGGUUUUAUUUUUGGUUGGUUGGGUUUUUGCACCUCUAAUUCAAGUAAAUAAAGACAAUAUAGUGAUUGGAGAUGGUGAAUAAGAGCAUGGACUAAAAAUACUUUGCCUAACUUGGGUAACAAGAUGCAUAUGGCAGAGUAGACAAAUAUUUAACUUCUCUCUAUUGCACCUGAGAAACUAGGUACACUUUAGCAUAGAGUUCAGUGGCAUCUAAGAGAAACUGCAGAUUUUUGCAUAUUGAAUCGGGAGGCUCCUAUUAAAUGUUAAGGUUUUGUUGCUCUUAAAUGGCACUGCUGGUUGUUGCUUACUAUAUAUGGAACCACAUGGUAGCAGAGAGGAAGAAGAAUUUU